AUGAGUAUUUUGCAGAAAGCAGCUCCUGCUCAACAAAUAACUGAGGGACGCGUCGAGGAAUGCUGCAGGGAAGUGACGGACCCGAAAAUUAAUGCGACUAGCAUUCCCACUCAGACAGCUGAGCAGUACUGCAGCGAGCUGCUGGAUCCUUCGAUUAGCCCCGGUAACAGUGCCACCACUGAAGCAGCUGUAAAAGCAGAGCGGCUGCAAGAACUGAAGCCGCCCGAGCAAAGUUUGGAAUCAUCGAAGUCAUCCAGUCGGAUUUCCUCAGCUGGCAAGCAUGCUGGCUCUCGAAUGAUUCGAUCUUGCUAUUACAACACUGAUUGUGAGGUUGUCGGUUACAUCAGUGGCGCGCAGGACGAAAAAUUGGUUGAUCUCACCGAAGAACUACAUGAACAAGAAGAGCCGUCUGCUGAUCGACGAAAUCUUCCACAGACACAGGAAGGCGAUGAAGGACAGAAGUCCGUCGUCAGGCGACGUAGAAGUGUUGCAGCAAUUUCAGUUGGAAAAUUUCUGCGCGGGAUACGCCUCAAAACUGAGGUUUUGUGCCGCAUCUGA
This is a messenger RNA of Gongylonema pulchrum, 558 nucleotides long. The record is from the annotation of a GenBank genome assembly. Lineage: Eukaryota; Metazoa; Nematoda; Chromadorea; Rhabditida; Gongylonematidae.